AUGGUUUUGUGUGAUGUAACCAGGAUAAAUACAAGGAGUGGUUUUGCAAAGUGAACAGUAAUGGAGUAUAUGAGCACGGGUAGUGAUAGCAAAGAGGAGAUUGACUUGUUGCUAACUAAUUUAAAUAUGUCUGAGGUGAUAGACAUCAUGGAAAACCUUUAUCCAGGUGGAGACCUUGCAGUCUAUGAAGACAGCUUAAUUACAAUGUGUGAAGAGGCAAAUCAAAAUGAAGAACGUGCGGAAUCUUUACUGUUUUGUGAAAGGGAGGUUUCUUUGAUGUCCUCCGUCAAAUACGGGACUGUGGAAGACCUGCUUGCUUUUGCAAAUCAGGUGUCUAACACUGCAAAACAAUUUAAAGGAUGCAGACAGCAAGAAUCUGGAAUCCUCUUGAAUAUGAUCACACCCAAGAAUGGGCGCUAUCAAAUCGACUCGGAUGUGCUUCUGUUUCCGUGGAAGCUGACUUACAGGAACAUUGGCUCUGAUUUUAUUCCUCGGGGAGCUUUUGGGAAGGUGUACUUAGCCCAAGAUAGAGAAACCAAGAAACGAAUGGCAUGCAAGCUGGUCCCAGUGGAACAGUUCAAACCGUCGGAUGUUGAAAUACAGGCAUGUUUCCGUCACGAAAACAUUGCUGAAUUAUACGGUGCUAUUUUGUGGGACGAGACGAUCCAUCUCUUUAUGGAAGCCGGGGAGGGAGGAUCUGUCAUGGAAAAGCUGGAGAGUUGUGGUCCUAUGAGAGAAUUUGAAAUCAUUUGGGUGACAAAGCAUAUUCUGAAAGGACUUGACUUUCUCCACUCCAAGAGGAUUAUCCACCAUGAUAUCAAACCAAGCAACAUUGUCUUUAUGUCAACUAAGGCUGUUUUGGUGGAUUUUGGCCUAAGUGUGCAAAUGACUGAAGACAUUUACUAUCCCAAAGACCUCAGAGGAACAGAGAUUUACAUGAGCCCUGAAGUUAUCCUCUGCAGAGGCCACACAACAAAAGCAGACAUCUACAGCAUGGGAGCUACUAUUAUUCAUAUGCAAACUGGCAUCCCGCCCUGGGUGAACAGAUAUCCUCGUUCUGCAUAUCCAUCCUACCUCUAUAUUAUACACAAGCAAGCUCCCCCCUUAGAGGACAUCGCUGAAGACUGCAGCACUUCCAUGAGAGAGUUGCUAGAAGCAGCUCUAGAAAGGAAUCCUAAUCAUAGGCUGUCUGCAGCAGACUUACUGAAACACGAAGCCUUACACCCACCCCCAGAAGAGCAACCACGGUGUCAGAGCCUGGACUCGGCAUUGUUUGAGAGGAAAAGACUACUCGCAAGGAAGGAGCUGCAGUUGCCAGAAAACAUUACGGAUUCCUCAUUGUGUACUGGGAGCAUGGAAGAGUCGGACCUGCUAAAGAGGCAAAGAUCACUCUACAUAGAUCUUGGAGCUCUAGCUGGUUACUUCAAUAUUGUUAGGGGACCACCAGCCUUAGAAUACGACUGACUCAGUAAUGUUGUAUGUCGGCAGGUCAGAAAUGGACCUCUACCUCUUAAAACUUGAUUUUAAGACUUGAUUUUCAAAUUUGUACAUAAAAAUAUUGCCAUUGUAGGCUGUAAAAUGUGAAUAGUGUUUAAUUGCACAGAUGAUUAAGCUAAACCCUUAAGGGCUCUGAUAAGCUGAUCCCAAGCAACGAUAUUUGUGCGUCUGCUGGUUGACCAAGAAGAAGACGGCAAAAAGAACACUUCUGGGAAUGUCUUAAUCCAGGAUAUCUUCCUGUGCUGGGCCUUGCACUUUUAUAAAACUUGUAAUAUAUGCUUGCAAAUACUGCCA
Messenger RNA from Fulmarus glacialis (Northern fulmar), 1791 nucleotides. It is a transcript of the gene MAP3K8, whose product is annotated as mitogen-activated protein kinase kinase kinase 8. The transcript is spliced from 8 exons. The record is from RefSeq and is a predicted model, not a curated record. Gene Ontology annotation, molecular function: protein kinase activity; ATP binding. NCBI's taxonomy places the organism in Eukaryota, Metazoa, Chordata, Aves, Procellariiformes, Procellariidae. Gene Ontology annotation, biological process: protein phosphorylation. The coding region runs from base 61 to 1464 and encodes 467 amino acids.